Molecule: messenger RNA, 4999 nt
Organism: Xiphophorus couchianus (Monterrey platyfish)
Lineage: Eukaryota; Metazoa; Chordata; Actinopteri; Cyprinodontiformes; Poeciliidae
Product: cAMP-dependent protein kinase catalytic subunit alpha
Exons: 11
Coding region: 400-1455 (351 amino acids)
Biological process (GO): protein phosphorylation
Cellular component (GO): nucleus; cytosol; cAMP-dependent protein kinase complex
Molecular function (GO): ATP binding; cAMP-dependent protein kinase activity; protein kinase A regulatory subunit binding
Source: RefSeq, a predicted model, not a curated record
UGCAAGGAGGGUCAGGCGGAGACUGGAUCCUCCGAGCUCGGGCCAUCUGCGCCGAGCUCGGUCUGAUGGUUCCACUGAAGCCCUAACCAGGGGGCCGGGGGUCCACGGAGAGGAUCUGAAACCCGGCGUCGGCUGCGGAUGACCGUGGAGGGAGUGGAGCCGCUUAUCCCAGCCUUUCCUCGCCGUGGCGCCGCAUUAGCAGCAUCUGUCGGGGGAUUUUUCUUCUUCUUCUUUUUUAUUUAUCUUUUUUAUUUUCUCGUCUUCUUCUUCUAAACGGGUUAACGCUCCGUUUCUGCUGGGUAGAGGAAACACAGAGAAGAUCUAAGAGAGAUUACACCGGCUUGAGGAGGCUGCAGGGCGGCCCAAAGCCACGGAUUGCUCCGUUGACAGGUUGUCAUCAUGGGCAACGCGCCCACGGCCAGAAAGGGCAGCGAGAUGGAAAGCGUCAAGGAGUUCCUUGCUAAAGCCAAAGAGGACUUCCUCAAGAAAUGGGAGAAUCCUUCACAGAACACUGCUAGCCUGGAGCAGUUUGAGAGGUUGAAAACCUUGGGCACGGGCUCGUUUGGCCGCGUUAUGCUGGUGAAACACAGAGAAACGGGACAGCAUUACGCCAUGAAGAUCCUCAACAAGCAGAAGGUGGUGAAGCUUAAGCAAAUAGAGCACACUCUAAACGAGAAGAGGAUCCUCCAGGCUGUCAGCUUUCCCUUUCUCGUGCGCUUAGAGUAUUCAUUCAAGGACAACACCAACCUUUACAUGGUUAUGGAAUAUGUACCAGGUGGAGAAAUGUUUUCCCACCUACGAAGAAUUGGCAGAUUCAGUGAGCCGCACGCUCGGUUCUACGCUGCUCAGAUCGUGCUGACCUUUGAGUACCUGCACGCUCUGGACCUGAUCUACAGAGACUUGAAACCUGAAAACCUGCUCAUAGACCAACAGGGCUACAUACAGGUUACAGAUUUUGGCUUUGCCAAACGGGUAAAGGGCCGGACCUGGACACUGUGUGGCACCCCAGAAUAUCUGGCUCCAGAGAUCAUCCUCAGCAAGGGAUACAACAAGGCAGUGGACUGGUGGGCGCUGGGUGUUCUCGUCUAUGAGAUGGCAGCAGGGUAUCCUCCUUUCUUUGCCGAUCAGCCAAUUCAAAUCUAUGAAAAGAUUGUAUCAGGGAAGGUUCGUUUCCCAUCUCACUUCAGUUCAGACCUGAAGGACCUACUGAGGAACCUCUUACAGGUGGAUCUCACAAAACGCUUUGGGAACCUCAAAAAUGGAGUCAACGACAUCAAAGGACAUAAGUGGUUCGCAACAACUGACUGGAUUGCCAUCUACCAGAAAAAGGUGGAAGCUCCCUUUGUUCCAAAGUUCAAAGGACCAGGCGAUACCAGCAACUUUGACGACUAUGAAGAGGAGGAGAUCCGUGUCUCCUUCACCGAGAAAUGUGCCAAGGAGUUUGCUGAAUUCUAGAGUUAGAGGAGAAGAAAUAAGGAAAAUAGGGAAAGUCUAAGGUAGGCUGGUCAAACGGGAGACACAAGAAAAGUCUACUGUCUUCUGUCCAAAUAUAAGCACCAGCUACAAAAAAGAAAAGGGAAAAAAUCGAAUAGAGGUGUGCGAAAAAGAGAGCGGAGACUGAUAACCAGCAGUGUUGCCUUUUCUGUUGCGUUUCUGUUGUGUUUUAUUUAUUGUCGUCUUAUUUAUGAAUCCCUUUACAACGACGCUGUGUUUCAUGGGUGUCGGGAGCCCCACUAACUUAGAGUUGCCUCUACGCAUUUUCACCCGAGAUCUUCCCGUUUCUGCAUUCAUUUCUGUUCUGUUCAUUUCUGCCACAGCCAAAAGACAAGUCAACCAGUCAAUCUGCCGGUCAUUACAUGAGCGUGCACGUAAGAUAUCGUCAGUUUACAUCGAUGAGGUGAAUUGAGCAAAACACAACACACGUUAAGAUAAAUGCCCAUGGGAUAUAUAUUUUGUCUUGAGUUCACCUGACCCAUUUCAUAGAUAUAAUACUUCAAAGGCACGAGAGGCCAAAAGAAAGACGAAACAAAAAGUCAGGUACGUCUGUUGUGUAACUCCAUCUAUGGCUCUUAUUAUUGUUAAUAUAUACAGACUUUGUACAUAUCUGCAGUACUCCAUUUUUAAAUGUUAGUAGGUACUUAGUGGCUCCAGUGAAACCAUAUCACGCUAAUGUACAGUACAAUGACAUACGAAUAAAAAGAACGGAUUUCUCCCAGUUUCAAUGGUGUUGUGAGAAAAACACCAACCGCAUAAUGGAAACUCAGGUUUGAACAUAUCACUUAACAGACAUUUAUCUCCAUAAAACCUAUGGAUCAGCAGGCAAAUCUCGGAGUAUAGAUUUGGGAAUUUGAAGUUCUGGUUUUAAACGAGUUUAAAAGGAACACACACAAAAAAAGGGACUAUUUAGAGUUUUAGUUGGCGUCUUCCACACUUUAUCCCUUCCAGAAUAUUUGGUCAGUCUUGAUAAAAGUACUUCCUGUUUCAGCUCAGAGCUAAUUUACUAGAUGAGAUUAUUCUACUUGUUGAAACAACCGCUUGGCCCCCUGGUUUUGACUUUUAGACACCGUGUGAGGCAGAAGACCUCCGACUGCUUCUGGCUGAGGGUCAUCAGUGCUCCAGUCUGUACGGAUGGCGAUCAGGAUCGUGUGCUUUACCUUGGUUGUUGCUGUUUGCUCAUAUCACAAAAGAGAACCAUGCAACUCUGUUAUCAUUUCCUUUGUGUGUGUGUUCAGGACAUGCACUAGUUUUGCUAAGUUUCAUUUUAUGUGUAUGUAUUGAUGAUCUGAAAAUGAUUGGUACUCUAUUUGUCGAGUUACAGAUGGGUGAACCACCAGGGGGUGAAUAUGCAUCGGGGAAUUUUGUAUUGAACAUGUGUUUCCUCAGUGAAUUUGUUUCCAAUGAGGCUAUUGGUAUAACAUUCACACCAGAUGUUGCUAGCAACCCAAAUAAUCUGUACAUACAAAGAAAUAAAAACAACUAAGUCCAUAAAUCAGGUUGUAUAAAGUUGAAUUCUCGUAUUUGAAAGAGAAGUUUAAGACGUCUCCCGUAUGUAGAAACUACUCAAAGUUCUCAGUUGUCAUUUUGAAUUGUUCUUUGAUAAAAACUGUCUUCAAAUUUCAUCCGGCCUCUCCGCCGCUCUCUGAUAACCAGUUAUUUCUGUAGUGUUUCCAAUUAUAUUCAAGUCAGGUGAUUGACUAUGUUUUUGGGAUCAUUGUCUUUCUGAAACGUGCUGUUGCACUCCGUCCUAUCUUGCCACGUAUGCUGGCAUUUUAAAAGAUACCUGUUACGAGUCUGAACAUGAGGAAAUUAAGGACAUUUUGCAAAACCUCAAAUUCUGUCAUGUUUUUCAAGUAUUUGUCCUACUUUUGAUCAGCUUUGUCUGUUUAUACCAGCGACAAAUAGGACCAAUUUUAAAAUGUUCUGCAGUUAUGACCAGUCAUGUAUUGCUUUUUCAUAACCACACCAUCUUUUAAUUUCUCCUUAGAAAGAUAAAAAACAGACCCUAUGGGUAUUAAAUUUCUAUGCUCUGAGAGUGCCCCCUAGUGGUUCAAACAAUUACUAACCAGAUUAAUCAAAACACAACAGCUACAGCUAAAAUAAUUUUGUGGCAGCUGCUGCAUGUAUACCUGACGUAUGAGAGCAACCACUCUCAUGUGGCAAGAUUUGGUUUAUAUUAUAAUUAAAGUUGAAUAUGCUACAGUGUUGAAUGUGUAGUGAUGCGAUAUGCAUUAUUUUCCAAUCACAUAAUUUCCUGAGGCAAAAAAACUGAUACAAAAUAUUGUAACAAGGGCAUUACUAAGAAUAUCUUGGUACAUUUCUUCCUAUAAAUGCUGCCAGUACCAUAUCCUGUAAGACAGGCCCACACUAUAAUGUUCCCACCUCCAAACGUCACUAUCACUAUGGUGUUUUUGGGGUUGUUGGCCAGUGCCAUUUCUUCUCCAAACAUUGUGUGUGUAGUGACAUUCAAAGAGUUUAAUGUUGGUCUCAUCUAAAGAUGAUAAGCCAGUAUUCCACUGACUUGACCAAAAUGUUCUAUAGCAGACUUAAAGCAAGCUAGAGCAAACUUUAUGGUCAAUAAGGGAGUCUUGUAUAGUGAGGCCAUUGUGGUUGAGUUCAUUAUUUAUUUCCAUGAUAAAAAAAAAAAUUGGAUUACAAAAGCUCAGUGAGACCAAUCCUUUGCUUUUGGAGACCUGAUCUGAUUACUCUUUUUUUGUCAGAAAUUUUACAAAAAAACACUGUGUUCUUUCCUCCUCGGAUAAUGGCUGUAAUGGUUCUCAUUCAGAAGCUUAGAAAUAUGUCUCUAACCAGUGCUAUUUGUAUUUUUGCAAUAAUAGGGGUGAGGAGGUCGUAAAAUUGCUUCUUACGUUUUUCUUGCGGUAGCAUAAAAGAGAAAUUGUUUACGCUCGCGCCUAAAUCAACUGUCAUGAAUUAUUGAUAACUGAACUAAUAUAAGGCAGGAUUGCUUACUACAUACAGUAGUUACAGAUUUCAGUUAUGUUCAGUUGCCUUUUUCUUUCAAGUUUAUUACAUAUGUUAUGUUGAUCUUGCUGUGAAUGGGAGUUUCUUGGGUUGUUACAGACAUCUAGUGUGAAUUUUAUGUCAGUUGGACUGAUAGAAAUUUAUUUACUGAGAAGAACUAUGUUUGAUCAUUGUUUUCCUGCUAUAGCUUGUUGAAAUAUCCUUUUACAUGUACAGUAAACAACCUGGUGAUUUGAAGUUUAUGACAAAGGCCACCUCAGGUGUUCGGGGGUCUCUGUGCUUGACACAGUUUGACAGCAGGGCAUUAUAACAAUGUCCUGAGAGGAUUACAUUUUUGUUUCAGGCAUUAAAUUAUAAUUUGAUCUUUUACCUUAAUAGGGAUGUGAAAUAUUAUAGUUCAGAUAGGCACAAGGAAUUCCUUUCAUCAUGUUUUUUGUCAAGAGUCUCAACUUUGUGAAAAAUCUCAGAUAUGAGAAAAAUAUGAUCAGCCUUUUGUUUGAAAUACACAUCUGUAAUAUUA